This is a messenger RNA of Colletotrichum spaethianum, 546 nucleotides long. RefSeq lists its product as uncharacterized. The record is from RefSeq and is a predicted model, not a curated record. The transcript has a single exon. Lineage: Eukaryota; Fungi; Ascomycota; Sordariomycetes; Glomerellales; Glomerellaceae. Bases 1 to 546 code for a protein of 181 amino acids.
AUGAAUACCAACCGGCUGCCACCACAGAGACCGCCCAGACCUGACCUGAGAAGAGGAGUUUUGGGAAGUCUAACUGCUGCAUCAGCUGCGGCCUAUAAUUUUCUCGCCCACGACUUUGAAUACGUGCCAGAUCGGUAUCAGGACGAAAAGGCCUACCCUACUCGGUUAUCUCGGGCCGGGUCGAGCAUCCGCCUCGGACAAGCGCUCGGCCGCAAUGACUACCCUCUAAGGCCACCACCUAUUCGCAAGAGAACAUGGCAGAAGGACGAGAACGGCGAACUGCGCAGCAAGUCUUUUGAGGAUGCUCAGUACAACCAGUACGAUGAGGCUCGUGGAGGCCGGGACAGAAACCCUUUCGACGACUCCAACGAAGUCGAGGACCAGUAUGGAGAAGACAAGGACGAGAACGAGGAGCCUUUCUCUGUAUACUCAAGGAAGCAGAAGUGGUCGAUCAUUGUUAUCAUUGGUUUGGCGGGUCUUUUUUCUGGCUUGUCCUCUAACAUCUAUAAUCCGUCAUUGGACGCCAUUUCAAGGGUAUGCCAAUAG